AUGGAUAUAUCGGGUCCAGAAGUUUGGUAUAAUAAUUUACCAAAUGUAACGAAAUAUAUGAUAACUUUAAUUUUUUUAGUAACGUUAUUGAUAACAUGUAAUUUAUUGAAUGUUGUAUACCUUCUUUUAGAUUGGAAUUUGAUAUAUAAUAAUUAUCAAAUAUGGAGGAUUUUUUUUAACUUUUUGUUUGUCGGAAAAUUUUCUCUUUCAUGGGUAUUUUUUAUGUCUUUAUUUGCUCAAUUUUCGUCAUCCCUUGAGAAAAACGCUGUAUUUUCAACCCCCGGAUCGUAUUUAUAUUUCAUUACAAUUCAGUGCACCUUUUUAUCCUUAGUAAGCAUUUUGUUUUAUUGGCCAAGAGGAUACCCUUUUUUGGGAAACUCUCUUUUAUUCUCAAUAAUUUACUACUGGUCUAGAAGAGAACCAUGGAGCCAAGUUUCCAUAUACUUCUUCACAGUGAAAGGAUAUCAACUACCCUUUGCCUUAAUUUUUCUCCAUUUAAUAAUGGGGCAAUCAUUAUGGGUUGACAUCAUGGGUUUGAUGUCUGGUCAUAUCUACUACUUUUUUAGAGAACUUCUUCCCAGAGAAGGUGGUCCCAAUUUGCUUGAAAAAACUCCGAAGAUUUUUGAUACGUUCAUGAUGAAGUUGAGGGAAUUUCGAUUAAAUCAAGGAAUAAGAGGAAACUUUGCAAGAUACGGAUACAGAACUGUAAGUGAUUCAAGGACACCCAAUACUACUGGUGCAACUAGAAGAGUAUUCAUUGGUAGGGGAAUUAGAUUGGGCGAUAGUUAA
This is a messenger RNA of Plasmodium gonderi, 789 nucleotides long. RefSeq lists its product as hypothetical. Gene Ontology annotation, cellular component: endoplasmic reticulum membrane; Hrd1p ubiquitin ligase ERAD-L complex. Lineage: Eukaryota; Apicomplexa; Aconoidasida; Haemosporida; Plasmodiidae. The transcript is spliced from 3 exons. The record is from RefSeq and is a predicted model, not a curated record. The coding region runs from base 1 to 789 and encodes 262 amino acids. Gene Ontology annotation, biological process: endoplasmic reticulum unfolded protein response. Gene Ontology annotation, molecular function: misfolded protein binding; ubiquitin-specific protease binding.